Nanorana parkeri is the source of this 479-nucleotide messenger RNA. Its product is annotated as UPF0602 protein C4orf47 homolog. Bases 21 to 479 code for a protein of 152 amino acids. Lineage: Eukaryota; Metazoa; Chordata; Amphibia; Anura; Dicroglossidae. The transcript is spliced from 3 exons. Gene Ontology annotation, cellular component: centrosome. The record is from RefSeq and is a predicted model, not a curated record.
CAUAUCUACAUUGUGCAACAAUGACGUCAGAGGGAAAAUCCGAUAUGGAUCGAAUUGGUCUAUUCCGUGAGAUGGGCUACAUCAGUAUUGGGGACAAAUAUAUCACUCCCGGCUCUAAGCCAUUUAAUGAAGCAGCAAGUAAAAACAGGCAAAUGUUUCCUGGUGGCUCCAAGACGAUGGCUAAUACCUUAGGAGGAUACUUUGAUGCUCAGUUCAAACGGACAUUUGAAGGUGAAGCCUAUUCAGAUCCACUGAAACAAAGAAGGCAGUAUCGUAUUCAGCAGGCCAAGAAGAACUUGGGAAAAUCAUUCCUCCCAUCGAAUGGGGAAAAAAAGCCAUCCGGCGUGGGUAGCUUUUAUGGAACAUUAAGUGGUCCAGUUCAAGCUUUUAGUGCAGAAUUAAAACCCAGGAAGGCAUAUACUGCGCCAGGGAAGAACAUCUAUACCAACCCUUCCAAGCACGGCACAGGAUAUGGGUAA